Messenger RNA from Nematolebias whitei (Rio pearlfish), 985 nucleotides. RefSeq names its product calcium binding protein 5a (gene cabp5a). Bases 163 to 711 code for a protein of 182 amino acids. NCBI's taxonomy places the organism in Eukaryota, Metazoa, Chordata, Actinopteri, Cyprinodontiformes, Rivulidae. The transcript is spliced from 7 exons. Gene Ontology annotation, molecular function: calcium ion binding. The record is from RefSeq and is a predicted model, not a curated record.
UCCCGGCGGACGGGCCAGAGCAGGGUCCCUGCCAUCUGACGGGCAAAGCUGUCUUGGCUGAGGAGGGACAGGUCUGACGCAAGGAGCAGGAGCAAGAAGGUGAAGAAGGAGGACUCAUCAGGUCUGCAGGAGUUGGCUGAAGGCUCUCAGGGUUCGUGUGCGAUGCGUUUAACUGACAAGCAGGAAUCAUCAGAAGAAGAGAUGAGUUUAGGAGCAGCCUGCAUCUUCUUACGAGGAGGGAAAAACAUAUCACGGCAGCUGGCUGAAGAUGAAAUUGAUGAGCUGCGCGAUGCAUUCAACGAGUUUGACAAAGACAAAGACGGACUGAUCAGCUGUAAGGAUCUGGGGAACCUGAUGAGGACGAUGGGUUACAUGCCCACAGAGAUGGAGCUGAUAGAGCUUGGCCAAAACAUCAACAUGAACCUUGGUGGCAGAGUGGACUUUGACGACUUUGUGGAGCUGAUGGCCCCGAAGCUUCUAGCAGAGACAGCUGGGAUGAUCGGCAUGAAAGAGCUUAAAAAUGCCUUUAAAGAGUUUGACAUGGACGGGGAUGGAGAGAUCACAACGGAGGAGCUGCGGUUAGCCAUGAACAAACUGAUGGGCGAGCACAUGAAUCGCAGAGAGAUCGACGCCAUCGUCAAAGAAGCGGACGACAACGGGGACGGCACUGUAGAUUUUGAAGAGUUCGUCAGAAUGAUGUCUCGUAAAUGAACGCCGAGGAGGACGUCUUCAAGAAAAUCUGUUUGCACCUUUAAACUUUAGGACGUUGUCUUUUUCUGAAACUCCGAAAGACCGACUUAUAGGCUGUGUCAUUCAGAACAAACAUAAAAUAUACUGAAAGCACCUCAGAGAGGAACUGAACUAUGCAAAUACUGUGAUUUAAAUUAUACAAGUUUUAUAAAUAGAAGGGAAAACUGAAUGAAUUUAUUCAAUAUUUGUUGUUUUGUUUGAUAUGUACUGUAUGAUUCAUUUUGGAUUGAACUGC